Molecule: messenger RNA, 945 nt
Organism: Vicia villosa (hairy vetch)
Lineage: Eukaryota; Viridiplantae; Streptophyta; Magnoliopsida; Fabales; Fabaceae
Exons: 4
Coding region: 102-707 (201 amino acids)
Molecular function (GO): cysteine-type endopeptidase inhibitor activity
Source: RefSeq, a predicted model, not a curated record
AUGGGGAUUUGAAAAUAGAAUCCUUAUAAAGGGAAUAUAUUUAACCCUAUAUUCUCCGGAAAUGUGAAUUCAAUUGUGAUUCCUUCCUUCUGUGUUGCAGAAUGUCGAUGGAAGAAAGAGAGAAGCCGCUGAAAUCGAAAUCAGAAUCAGACUCGAGUUCUGAAUCGGAUACGGAACCGGGGUCGAAGCCGAAACGGCGAGUUAUUUAUGAUUGGGAAUUGAAACGGCCUGAAGAUCUUGUUGCGAGUGACUUCUCUAUGUAUGAGGAUGAUCCUAAACCUUUUACAAUGCGUUCUGGACGCUUUGAGUAUACGAACAAGGCCUGGAUUGAAAGAGAGAAGCAAAUUGAAGUCGCCAUGGCUGACUAUAGAGAGCGCUCUCGCAACCUAACUCUCUUCGAUGCCAUCGCCCCUCCAAAAAUUGCAGGUAUAUGUGGCGGUGUAAUUCCACUUUCCAUAGACGAUGAUUGUCGACUUAAUCUCACUCCCCUAUGCAAUGUUGCCUUAGACAACUACAAUGCUGAGAAUCAGGGUUCAAAUUUUGUGCUUGCCGACAUUGUAAGGACAACCUGGAGAGCUGGUGGUAUGUAUUACAUCACCUUUCAAGCACAAGAUACUCCCAACAGCCCUCAUAUAACAUUUCAGGCACAAGUACAAAGAAAACCGAAGGGACAACACAAGGUCUAUUCGUGCGCAAUUAAAACCUAACACACACCAUGGAAAUUAUGCCCACUGCAUCCACCUGCUGUGAGUCAACCUUUCAUUAGUCCGGUUUUAGUUGUUAGAAACACGCUUCUAAUAUGACUGUUUUUGUGUGGAAUAUUUGCUAGAACAUUUUGUAAUUUUAACUUUCUCGUGUCAUUUCACACCAUCUAAUUGCACUUAUGUUUGUUAUUUAACUCUAUCUGUAUUAUUGGAUGAACUUAUUGAUAUGAAUAGAGCUAAG